AUGGACAAGAUCCUCCAAACCGGCCUCUCGCUAGGCAUGUCCACAACCUCGGGUUUCCACACGGGCAAGCCCAAACCCACUGAAUCUCCUUCCCCGCCCUCAACGGCAAGGUCGACGCGUCCUACAUCUGCAUUGGCGGCUGGCCCUGGGGCGACAAGGGCACGUGGGGCUACAGGGAGGAAGAGUGGCCGGCCGUGCAAGCCGCCUGACGCGAGCUCUACGACGCCGGCAUCAACUUUAUCGACACGGCCCAGGCCUACGGCAACGGCGAAUCCGAACGGCGAAUCCGAACGGCGAAUCGGCAAGCUGGUCAAGGGUCUGCCUCGAGACAGCUACGUGAUCCAGACCAAGUGGCUCGGCAGGGCCAUGGACGUCAAGAACUAUGUGCAUCCCAGCGACGCGCCCUACAAGACGCUCAAGUCCAGCUUGGAGAGACUCGAGCUCGAUUACGUCGACAUCUACCUCGUGCACGGCCCGACACACCCGCAGAGCAUCAAGGCAGUCGCCGAAGGGCUAGCCAAGUGCGCCAAGGAGGGACUGACGCGCACCGUCGGCGUGGCCAACUACCCCAACGAAAAGGUGCUGGAGAUGAAGGCGGCGCUGGCCGAGCACGGCAUCCCGCUGGCGACGAACCAGGUCGAGUUCAGCAUCCUGCGCCGGUGGCCCGAGGUGCAGGGCGAGAUCAAGGCGUGCACCGUCAACGGCAUGGACUUCCAGGGAUACUCGGCCAUCGCCAACGGCCGGCUGACGGGCAAGUACACGGUGGAAAACCCGCCGCCCAAGACGUACCGGUUCUCGAGCUACCCCAUGGAGGACAUCCAGGAGACGUUGGCCGUGCUGGAGAAGAUUGCAAAGGCCAGGGGCAAGGCCAGGGCUAGCGUGGCGCUGAACUAUAAUAUUAGCAAGGGAGCGUUGCCUGUUGUGGGCAUUCGCAAUCCGGAGCAGGCCAGGCAGGCGAUUGAUGCGCUGGGGUGGAGGUUGUCUGAGGAGGAGAUGAUUGAGCUGGAUCGUGUGAGUGUGGAGGACACCAAGACUGUGUUUUGGCAGCAGGGUUAA
Messenger RNA from Sordaria macrospora k-hell, 1056 nucleotides. RefSeq lists its product as uncharacterized. Gene Ontology annotation, molecular function: oxidoreductase activity. The record is from RefSeq and is a predicted model, not a curated record. NCBI's taxonomy places the organism in Eukaryota, Fungi, Ascomycota, Sordariomycetes, Sordariales, Sordariaceae.